Oncorhynchus gorbuscha (pink salmon) is the source of this 550-nucleotide messenger RNA. Its product is annotated as ubiquitin-conjugating enzyme E2 D3-like. Gene Ontology annotation, cellular component: nucleus. The transcript has 5 exons. The record is from RefSeq and is a predicted model, not a curated record. Gene Ontology annotation, molecular function: ubiquitin conjugating enzyme activity. Gene Ontology annotation, biological process: ubiquitin-dependent protein catabolic process; protein K11-linked ubiquitination. Bases 33 to 374 code for a protein of 113 amino acids. Lineage: Eukaryota; Metazoa; Chordata; Actinopteri; Salmoniformes; Salmonidae.
CCACUAGGAGGGGAGAACUAGUUAAAUGUUGAAUGUCUGUUUUGACCAAGAAUGACAGUCCGUAUCAGGGGGGCGUUUUCUUCCUGUCCAUCCAUUUCCCCACAGACUAUCCUUUCAAACCUCCUAAGUUAGCGUUUACCACAAGAAUUUACCACCCCGAUAUUAACAGUAACGGCAGUAUCUGUUUGGAUAUUCUAAGAUCACAGUGGUCGCCGGCUUUAACAAUUUCUAAAGUUCUGCUCUCCAUUUGCUCCCUGUUAUGUGAUCCCAACCCAGACGACCCUCUAGUACCAGAGAUCGCACGCAUCUAUAAAGCAGAUAGUGACAAAUACAGCAGAAUAGCAAGAGAAUGGACGCAGAAAUACGCCAUGUGAUGACUGGUCUGAACGGAUCAUCGGAAGGAGAACGUCGUUGUAGCUGGAGUCAACUUCAAUUGCUUGUGUUCAUUAUUUUGUUCAUUUUGUUAUUGAAUUAGACUCAUUUUGCCCCCAUUUUCACUCCUUCAUUUAUGUGCUAUUAAAAAGAUAGUGUUUGUUGCUCAGACAGUCAA